CUGUUUUCAAGUCCUUUAACAGUGAUUUCCGGCCAUGCCUGAGCUAGCCAAGUCCGCUCCCGCCCCGAAGAAGGGCUCCAAGAAGGCGGUGACCAAGGCGCAGAAGAAGGACGGCAAGAAGCGCAAGCGCAGCCGCAAGGAGAGCUACUCGGUGUACGUGUACAAGGUGCUGAAGCAGGUGCACCCCGACACCGGCAUCUCGUCCAAGGCCAUGGGCAUCAUGAACUCGUUCGUGAACGACAUCUUCGAGCGCAUCGCGGGCGAGGCGUCGCGCCUGGCGCAUUACAACAAGCGCUCGACCAUCACGUCCCGGGAGAUCCAGACGGCCGUGCGCCUGCUGCUGCCCGGGGAGCUGGCCAAGCACGCCGUGUCCGAGGGCACCAAGGCCGUCACCAAGUACACCAGCGCAAAGUGAGCCCGCCGGCUGCAGAGCAAUCGGUAAGGCUCGGUCC
Panthera uncia (snow leopard) is the source of this 452-nucleotide messenger RNA. RefSeq names its product histone H2B type 1-L. The record is from RefSeq and is a predicted model, not a curated record. The coding region runs from base 35 to 415 and encodes 126 amino acids. Gene Ontology annotation, cellular component: nucleosome. NCBI's taxonomy places the organism in Eukaryota, Metazoa, Chordata, Mammalia, Carnivora, Felidae. Gene Ontology annotation, molecular function: protein heterodimerization activity; structural constituent of chromatin; DNA binding. The transcript has a single exon.